UGAAGCGAAAGCGGUGGCAAAAUGCGCUGUUGCCUUUUAAGUGUUUAGUUUCGUGCCGUGGCGCUUAACUAAGCCAUGACACUUUUUGAGUAGGCUCUUAGGAUGUUUAUAACAUUGUGUUACAUGUAUUUGUGGGUGCGCUUCCACAAAUGCUAUUCAGUGCUGAUUCGCAGCAGACUGUCAGCACCGAAGAGCGACACAAGCUUGAGCUUCAUUUGCUCAGCUUCGCCCAACUCUGUGCCUCCACGCCGAUUAAGUCCUCUGUCUCCUGGGGACAACAUAUUUCUGCAGCUGGGAGACAAAGCAGUCACUUUAACUGAACUUCAGGUAUGCGAUGACCUCAUCAAAUGGACUGCGUUACCGGGAGCCUCUGUCGUUUGUGGUCAAGACCGUGAGAAUAUUUCAUUCAUCAUAGAAGCUGCUGGACACAAUGGUGACCAUGACGCAUCAAACAAGAAAGUGUUAAACUGGUCGGACUUCUGCAUACCGCUGGCUUGUAGCCCUGACAAGCCCUUCAAGGCGGUGGCUCAGGCCAGUGUCGAUAAUUUCAGUCGCCUCGGGGUAGCUUUUUUAGAGGAUCGACUACAACUGGAUAAAGGACUUGUGCCUUCAAAGAUUGUCCCGGUUGUUCUCCAAAAAUCCACUGUAAGUGAGCUGAUCCAACGCCCUGAGGAGGCCGUAAUCCUGUGCCACACCCAUGCUGUAAACGGUCAGCGUUGCCCUAAUCACAUGACAACACACCUGCAGCACCCUCAGCACUGUGACUCACAACUCACAACAGAGAAGACAUCAGAAGAACAAAGAGGAUCGGGACAAAGCUGCGUCUCCGACGACGAAAGUCCUGACUCCGAGGAGCACAUGGAGAACCACGGGCAUCAUCUCCAUCUGUCUAGCUGCCAUGAAUGUCUGGAGCUAGAGAAUAGCACUAUUCUCUCAGUAAAAUAUGCCUCAGCAGAGAACGUUUCAGAGUAUGGCGACUCCCUACAUCUGGAUGGUGAUGAUGACACUUUGGAAGACUUUGAACAUGACACCAAAAGCUGUGACCAGUACAAGAAACCUCCAAAUGUUCUUGUGCACACAAAUGGCAGCAAAGAGCGUUUUCAUGCAGUUCGGCGGAUUUUAACUGAGUGUCUUAACGUGGAAAAGUACACUAUAUAUCCCCUGGAGCCGCAACAGGCUUUAAGUGAACCCUGGAUGGAAAGUACAAAACUCCUGGUGCUCGCAGAGGAAGAAGUUCUCACUCCCCAGCUUCAAAAACAAUUUCUGAACUACUUGAGCCAGGGUGGAAAGGUCCUCGGGCUGGCAUCCUCCCUCUGCCCUACAGGGCUCUCACUAGAAAAUAGAGAGUGCUCCUACGGGCAAGUGCGGAGACUGCGCUUCACACAAAAGGACGACACAGAACUUGAAUUGAGCGUGUUAGCAAGCGGGAAGGUUUAUGUCUGCAAUGUCCCUGGGCAGGGAAAAAUUGAACUAUGGGGGGAGCUCAGAGAUGUUCCUCAUCAAAAGGAUGUGGUUAUUGUCAAUGUAACUCCCGGAGAGCACGGAGGGGAAGCUGUCCUGUGUCAGGUACACCUGGAAAAAGCUCUGGCAACUGAAGAGUUUGAUAAUUUACAAAUCAACAAUGCACUACAUCACCAAGUCUUGGCAGAGAUUCUGCGCUCUCUUGGCCUUAGUUGUCAGAAAAACCAAACACCAGCACCAAGUCCAGUUUACCUUCUGGCGACAUCUUGGGAGGCCAAAGAUAAGUUUCUGCAGUGGCUAAAGUCAUAUACCGAUGAAAAUGGCCUCAUCCCAAUAUCAAAGGCGUCUCUCAGGAUCACAGCCAGUUCUGAUCUACAGAAUUGUGCUUUUCAGCACGAUGGUUCUCUUUCCCUGUUCACCAACUAUCCUGAGACACAGACGUGGGAGCCCUUCUGUUUGGAAACCUAUUGCAGUAACCUGAAAACGAGUCGACUGGGACAUACAAUGCUGUAUGCCGAUGUAGUUACUUCGACCAUGGACGUGGUAGAAGGGUUUAACCACCAUUUACCAGAGGACGCUGGUUUAAUUGUGAUAGCAGGGCAACAAAGUAAAGGCAAAGGUCGGAGGAAAAAUGCCUGGCUCAGCCCUCUCGGAUGUGCCAUGUUCACACUGUGUGUGCAAGUGAAGCUGAGCUCCAGACUUGGACAGAGGAUUUCUUUUCUGCAGCACCUGGUGGCGCUUGCUGUAGUCGAGGCUGUGCGCACACUUCCCGGAUACCAGGAUAUUGACCUAAAAGUAAAGUGGCCCAAUGACAUCUACUACAGCAACCUGACCAAGCUUGGAGGAGUUCUAGUGACUUCUACUGUAAUGGGUACAACUUUUCAUCUACUAAUAGGCUGUGGUUUCAACGUGAGCAACAGUGAGCCAACAGUGUGCAUCAACGACCUGAUCCAUCAGUACAACAUUCAGCACAAUUGUAACUUGCGGCCACUGAGCAGUGCGCAGCUUAUUGCUCGGACUGUUAGCUGUCUGGAGGCCCUCAUAGACUGCUUUCAACAGGAAGGCCCAGAGGCUGUCCUUCCAAUGUACUACAAGACAUGGCUUCACAGUGGGACUUGUGUGCGGCUGUGGAGGGAGGAUGGACCUGAAGCUGAGGUGAUGGGUCUGGAUAGUAAUGGCUUUCUUCAAGUCCACAGCAAAGAGCAGGGUGUCAUUUCACUGGAGCCCGACGGGAACUCUUUUGAUAUGCUGAAGAACCUGGUGGUCGUCAAGCAGCAUUAGAAACGUAUCCAGAAUGAUCAUUGCUUCAUUUUUUGCGUAGGUAAUACCGGUAUUUGAUUUGUUCACACAGGGCAGGAUGUUUUAUUUACAAUCUAUGUUAUGUGCUGCUGAUUAUGUGACUCCCUUGUUUUUUGUUUUUGUUUUGCUUUGACAUAGCCAAUUAUUGGAACAGUUAUUUGUGCGUAUGCAUUGAUUGCUAAUGGUAGCCAAUCCUUAAAGGUCAUGAUACAAUAUUUAAAAAAAAAAAAAACCCCUCAUCAGAGUCCCUGAUUUUUGAUGAUGGUGCAUCAAGUCUGUACCACAUAAAUUAGGUAAAAUAUAUGAAGAUAUUGAUAUUUUUACAGAUUCUAAUCACCCGUGCAAUCAUGUCCACUAGGCAGACCCUCCAGUAAUUCGCGAUCUUGCCAUAUCACGCAAAAUCAGCCAAUCCCAGCAAAUUAUGCAACCUCACGUUUUGACCGUCAUUUUCACCAAUCAGAUUUAUUCCUCAGAAGCAUUUAAAUUCACACAUCAACCACCUAAUCAAAACUUAGGUUUGUUUCUUGUGUCGACAAACAAAAAUCAUCGCUGUCGAACACGCUCAACAGUUUCGUAAUGUUCCCAAAUGAUGCGGUUGUAAACUGAAAGGUAUAUAAUCAAAAAGCACUUUUCAACACUAAAAUACACUGAGAAUGUCGGCAACUUGUGUUUGACAGAAAGCAAUAAUGAAGCCUUUGGUGGUGUAAUAAAGCAGUCAUUUGGCAGUCUUUUUUUUUGUAGGGAUUUUCCGAUCAGAAUUUUAUGCUGACUCUACCGAACAUUCAUGAGUGAGAUCGGUCGAUACUGAUACCAAUCACAUGUAUUAACUGUUCAUUUGUCAAUGUAUUUAUGAUGAGUGCGUUUGACAGUUUAACAAUAUCCACGCAAUAUUUUACCUAAAUCCUUUUUUUCUUUUAUUACAUACAAUUGUUCGAGCGAAGCAUAUUGUAGUCAAUAGUACAUAACUAAACAAAAGUAAAAAGUACUAUUUACCACUAAUUUAAAUUAGACUUAGACUUAGACAAACUUUAAUGAUCCACAAGGGAAAUUGUUCAACACAGUAGCUCAGUUACAAUGAUGGAAAGUGUAAGGAUGGAAAGGACAAUGCAGGUAUAAAUAGACUAAUAUAGCGAUACAAAAUCUAACAUAUAUAUGAAUAUAUACAUAUGUGUACAGAAUAAUAUAUAUACAGAUAUAUUAUAUUAUGUAUAUAACAUAUAUACAAUAUAUACCAAUGACCAUGUACAAUAUUACAGCAUAUGUGACAGCAGCAGCAUAAAAUAGAGAGUAGAUCCAGCAGGAAAUAGAAAAUAGACAUUAUAAACAUUAUAAACAAAGAGAAGUAGCUAACAUGUCAGGUGUCAGGUAAUAGGCAGAUGUCAUCUAUUGCUGUAUGACGAGUGAUUAUACAGCUGGAUGGAGUGUGGAAUGAAGGAGUUGUUGUUUGCCAUCAAAGUCCCCCUGUGUUCUCCUAGGGGGAGAAUUAUUGGCGUGUCUAGUGGGACAGGUGAGAGUUAAGUUAGAGACAAUGCAAUCGUUUAUCAAUUAUUUAAUGUAUCUGUGCGGCCUGGUAGCAAAUGCGUCACGGACCGGUCCCCGCACUGGUGGUUGGAGACCCCUGCCUUAGGAGAUCGGCUCCACACUGUGUAUGGAGACAAAUAAUUAGCAGCUAGCAGUGUCAGUCAGAUGUGAUCAGAUUAAACAACAUUAAUCUGCAAAGGCCAUAACAUACUUUUUCACCAAAGUCAGCCGAUACUGAUCGAUCGGCACAGCCCUAGUUUUUCGAGAAUGUGCAUUUAGUGCCAAAUCCGGAUUUAUGACUGUGUGGUAAUAAAACGAGUGAAACAUCAAUAUUUAUUUUCCAAACUAUGCUCGUAUUUGUGUGUAUAAACCAGUUUCAUUAUAUUUUGUUUGAUUUGCUGAAAUCCUGUGCAUUUUGGGUUCAAAGUUACAAAUAACACUUAAAAUAUUGAUGACACAUUUUAGAAAAACAACGCAAACCAUUGCAUCUUUUGCUGCAACUUUUUGAAAAAUCUGCAAAUCCUGGAGGGACUUAAUGCAGAUAUCGUAGGACACAGCAUGGCAUUGACGGCACGUUAUUACAUCGUAGAUUUUCUAUAUUAUUGAAUUAUUAAUAAACUAAGUAAAUAAUAUAUAUUUAAAAUAAUCAAAAUGAAAUAUAUUUUGUCUAAUACAAACUAAGCUACAUAACACAUUUAAAAUAUAAAUAUAAUAAAAUUAACACUUUUUUUCUUUUUUACUGUAGAUAAUUUUAGAUUAGUUGCAUUUUUACCUGCGUGUAUGAUGAACUUUAAAACUGAGGGGGCAAAUAAUCAAGCAGUAUUUAAGCAUGAUUAAAGCAAUACAGGCUCAAAAUGUUGUAUAAAAUGUUAAUAAAUGUGAUAAGAUAUCCUUAUAAUUUAAUCAAGUUUGUGAAAAUUGUGUCAAUUGAGAGGUUGUUAAUAUGAUGAAUACGUUUGGAGAAAGUAUGAUAGAUAUAUGCUUAUGCUUCAUUACAUGUGUACAAUACGAUGUAUGGUAUUUAUGGCACAUUGUACCAGGAAGUGUUCAUUUCACACAUUUAUUAUUUAAAUAGAAAUGACAAAUAGUUUAAAUUGUUUACGGCAGCAGGGCUUCUGUUGUAUCCUUACAACUCUCCUGUUGCCUUUAAGUCCAUUUGAUACAUUUUCAAAUUCUUUUAUCUGGUUUUCCUGAAAAUGACACAGAUGGUCCUGUACCAAAUAUGCUCUUUGCAAGUAAAAAUAAAGAGUUGAAUUAUGUGUGUUUUAUUGGUAAAUUUCACCUUCUGGAUUAAUGUUUUGUACCACAACAAACACACUAG
Molecule: messenger RNA, 5602 nt
Organism: Nerophis lumbriciformis (worm pipefish)
Lineage: Eukaryota; Metazoa; Chordata; Actinopteri; Syngnathiformes; Syngnathidae
Gene: hlcs
Product: holocarboxylase synthetase (biotin-(proprionyl-CoA-carboxylase (ATP-hydrolysing)) ligase)
Biological process (GO): protein modification process
Cellular component (GO): cytoplasm
Molecular function (GO): biotin--[biotin carboxyl-carrier protein] ligase activity
Source: RefSeq, a predicted model, not a curated record